Mirounga angustirostris (Northern elephant seal) is the source of this 3541-nucleotide messenger RNA. It is a transcript of the gene NAALAD2, whose product is annotated as N-acetylated alpha-linked acidic dipeptidase 2. The transcript has 20 exons. The coding region runs from base 82 to 2304 and encodes 740 amino acids. NCBI's taxonomy places the organism in Eukaryota, Metazoa, Chordata, Mammalia, Carnivora, Phocidae. Gene Ontology annotation, molecular function: carboxypeptidase activity. The record is from RefSeq and is a predicted model, not a curated record.
CUGAGAACCAGAGGCGGUGGGAGUUGUUUGCGGCUAGAGGGUGGCUCUUUCCGGAGCCCCAAGCUUCGUCCCCAGGGAGCCAUGGCGAAGUCCAGGGGCCGUCUCUACUUUUGGAUGUACUUGGCUGCCGCGCUGGCAUCUUUCCUGGCAGGAUUUAUGGUGGGCUGGUUUGUUAAGCCUUUCGAAGAAACGACCACUUCACCACCCUAUCAUCAAAGUAUACGGUGGAAACUUAUAUCUGAGAUGAAAGCUGAAAAUAUUAAAUCAUUUCUUCGUUCUUUUACAAAGCUCCCUCAUCUGGCAGGAACAGAACAAAAUUUACUUCUUGCCAAGAAAAUCCAAACCCAGUGGAAGAAAUUUGGACUGGAUUCAGCCAAGUUGGUUCAUUAUGAUGUUCUCCUAUCCUACCCUAAUGAGACAAAUGCCAACUAUAUAUCAAUCAUGGAUGAACAUGGAAUUGAGAUUUUCAAUACCUCCUACCUUGAGCCGCCACCAGAUGGAUAUGAGAAUGUUACAAAUAUUGUUCCACCAUAUAACGCUUUCUCAGCCCAAGGCAUGCCAGAGGGAGAUCUUAUGUAUGUGAACUAUGCUCGUACUGAAGAUUUUUUCAAACUGGAAAGAGAGAUGAACAUCAACUGUAGUGGAAAGAUUGUUAUUGCAAGAUACGGAAAAAUCUUCAGAGGAAAUAAAGUUAAAAAUGCCAUGUUAGCAGGAGCCAUAGGAAUCAUCUUGUACUCCGAUCCAGCAGAUUACUUUGCCCCUGCAGUACAGCCAUAUCCUAAAGGAUGGAACCUUCCUGGAACUGCAGCACAGAGAGGGAAUGUAUUAAAUUUGAAUGGUGCUGGGGACCCGCUCACUCCAGGCUAUCCAGCUAAAGAGUACACCUUUAGACUUGAUGUCAAAGAAGGAGUGGGAAUCCCCAAGAUCCCUGUACAUCCUAUUGGGUAUAAUGAUGCAGAAAUAUUACUACGUCACAUGGGAGGAACUGCUCCACCAGAUGAAAGCUGGAAGGGAAGUCUUAAUGUGCAUUAUAACAUUGGGCCUGGCUUCGCAGGGCAUGAUUCCUUCAGGAAGGUAAGAAUGCACGUUCAUAACACCAACAAAAUUACAAGGAUUUACAAUGUAAUUGGAACGAUCAGAGGAUCUGUGGAACCUGACAGGUAUGUUGUUCUAGGAGGUCAUCGGGACUCCUGGGUGUUUGGAGCUAUUGACCCAACCAGUGGGGCUGCUGUUUUGCAAGAAAUUGUCCAGAGUUUUGGAAAACUGAUGAGCGGAGGCUGGAGACCUAGAAGAACUAUCAUUUUUGCCAGCUGGGACGCAGAAGAGUUUGGUCUGCUGGGGUCCACAGAAUGGGCUGAGGAGAAUGCAAAAACACUCCAGGAGAGAAGCGUUGCUUAUAUCAACUCAGAUUCAUCUAUAGAAGGCAAUUAUACUCUCAGAGUUGACUGUACACCUCUUCUUUACCAAUUGGUGUAUAAACUAACAAAAGAGAUCUCCAGCCCAGAUGAUGGUUUUGAGAGUAAAUCUCUUUAUGAAAGCUGGUUGGAAAAGGACCCUUCAUCUGAAAAUAUAAAUUUUCCUAGAAUCAACAAACUGGGAUCUGGAAGUGAUUUUGAAGCUUAUUUUCAGAGACUUGGAAUUGCUUCAGGCAGAGCCCGUUACACUAAGAAUAGGAAAACAGAUAAAUACAGCAGCUACCCAGUAUACCAUACGAUUUAUGAGACGUUUGAAUUAGUAGAGAAUUUUUAUGAUCCAACAUUUAAAAAACAGCUUUCUGUGGCUCAGUUACGAGGAGCACUGGUUUAUGAGCUUGCAGACUCUGAAAUCAUUCCGUUCAAUAUUGAAGACUAUGCAAAAGCUUUGAAAAACUAUGCAACAAGUAUCUACAAUUUAUCUAAGAAACAUGACCAACAAUUGAGAGACCACGGAGUAUCAUUUGAUUCUUUAUUUUCUGCUGUGAAGAACUUCUCAGAUGCUGCUUCAGAUUUUCAUAGAAGACUUACACAAGUUGAUCUUAAUAAUCCCAUUGCAGUGAGAAUCAUGAAUGACCAACUGAUGCUCCUGGAGAGAGCAUUCAUCGAUCCCCUUGGUUUACCAGGGAGGCCGUUCUAUAGGCACAUCAUCUUCGCUCCAAGUAGCCACAACAAAUAUGCUGGAGAAUCAUUUCCUGGGAUCUACGAUGCUAUGUUUGAUAUUGAAAAUAAAGAAGACCCUCGUUCAGCCUGGAGAGAAGUAAAGAAACACAUUUCUAUUGCAGCCUUUACAAUUCAAGCAGCAGCAGGGACUCUGACAGAAGUAUUAUAGUAAGGUCUCAGCCAAGUGGCUAACCAUUUAAAGUGUUACUGAAAGUCUGAGGAUAAAAUUCUUCCUUGUAUUUUGAUAACUUAUGAUGCCAGAGUAUUCUAUAAUCUUGCUUUUCAUGUCAUAUUUUGAUUUUAGACUUCCAUCCUGUCCAUCUGUAAAGAGGUGUUUUGGCUCUUUAAAAAUUCUUAACUUAAUCACCGAAGUGUUAAAACAAAACAAAAAACCUCCAGUCAUGGGGCAGAAACACAAAGUAUCUGAAAAUUCCCUUAAAUAAAAUAUGGCAAGGAACCUGGAACUCUCAGACAUUGCUGGUAGAAAUGUAAAACAGUACAAACACUUUGAAAAAGAAUUUGUUAGUUUCUUACACAGUUAAAAAUAUAAUUGACCCUGGAACAACAUGGGUCUGAACAGCACACAUCCACUUAUACGUGGCUUUUUUUCUCAUAAAUAUGCAUUUUCUCUUCUUGAUUUUAACAUUUUCUCUAGUUUUAUUGUAAGAAUACAGCAUAUAAUAUACAAAAAUGGGUCAAACUGUUAUCAGUAAGGCUGUUAAAUUUUUAGGGAGUGAAGUUAUAUGCAGAUUUUUGACUGCAUGAUGGGUUGGCACCCCUAACCCUCACAUUGUUCAAGGGUCAACUACAGUAACCUUUGCAAGUUAUUGUUUCACAAGUUAUUUUGUUUUCAUCAUCUUUAAUCAACAGAUGAUCAUCAGAACAGAACAAGUGAUUUUGUGGCAUAACAGUGUAAUCAAGGAUGUUACAGAAUGUGCUUGAACUAUUUCUUAAAAACACCUUCCCCUAGGAGUACUUUACCUAUGAGAUGUUUUAUGUAAGCCACUUCGUAACCACAAAGCAAAAAUAUAGUAAUGAAACAUAAAAAAUGGGGAGACUGCACAAAUCACCAUGGAAAUCCACUUUACAAAAGUAGAAACAGGGAAAGGAAACACAGAAGAUAAAAACUAGAAGGCAAACAACAAUAAGAUGGUAGUAGUAAGUAAUUAUGAAUGGACUGAAUUCACCAAAGGGUAGAGUGACUGGAUGAAAAAAAAAAAAAAAAAAACUUCACUCCACUCUGUCUAAAGGAAAUUCAUUUUAGCUCUGAAGACAUACACAGGCUCAAAGCAUAGGUACAGAAGAGGAUAUUCCAUGCAGGUGGAUACCAAAAAAAGUGGGUGUAGCCAUACUUAUGCCAGAAAAAAUACACUUCAAGCCAAAAACAUUAACAAGUGAUAAAGAAG